Molecule: messenger RNA, 741 nt
Organism: Macrosteles quadrilineatus (aster leafhopper)
Lineage: Eukaryota; Metazoa; Arthropoda; Insecta; Hemiptera; Cicadellidae
Exons: 4
Coding region: 1-741 (246 amino acids)
Source: RefSeq, a predicted model, not a curated record
AUGACCUCAACGACGUACUACCCGUCGAGUUCGCUGUCGCGUCACUCAUCCAAGUACAACUUUUCGUCAGGUAGUACGAGCAAGUUUUACCUGAACUCCAGUCCGUCGUCAGCAUCCUCGUCAUCCUCCUCCUCCUCCUCCACUGCUUCUUCAGCCAGCUCCAGCUACCUGAGGACGCGAUCAUCCUAUGAUCUCAAUCUCAACUCCUACCGACCCUCGUCCUACUCAAGUCCUAGCUCUAGAUCAUACACGUCUAGUUCAUUUCUAUCGAGCAAGUACUCACCAGUCAGGCAGUCAGGCAGUCAGUCUGUUCCGAAGCGGCAUCAGCCACCAUCGGCACUCAACGGCGCUCCACUUAAGAAGUGUCACUUGAUUUACUGCACCCGAGCACCACCACCAACUACCAACCUACUGCCUAGCUUCGAGUGCCCAGUUCAGCAGUCCUUGCAAAGCGAGCUUGUCACCCAUCUACCUAUCUACCCCAUUGAACAUAAUGGCGUUAGUUGGCACUCAGAAAUAACCUUCUCACCCCACUAUGGCCCUACAGGCUCGACAUACUCAUCCACCCCAGUCACGCUGACCAGAUUCAACCAGCGACGAACUAGUCUCGACUACAACAAUGAUUCCGAUUCCACUUCAAAGGACCGGAGGAUACCAGUAGCAGUAGCAGUGAAAGCAAUAAUGAAAUACCGAUUGACAGAGACAGCCGCUGUCGCUGCCGACAACGAACUGCACAAUUGA